Messenger RNA from Nannospalax galili (Upper Galilee mountains blind mole rat), 1171 nucleotides. Its product is annotated as testis-expressed protein 19.2-like. The record is from RefSeq and is a predicted model, not a curated record. NCBI's taxonomy places the organism in Eukaryota, Metazoa, Chordata, Mammalia, Rodentia, Spalacidae. Gene Ontology annotation, biological process: placenta development; male gonad development; spermatogenesis. Bases 117 to 1118 code for a protein of 333 amino acids. The transcript has a single exon. Gene Ontology annotation, cellular component: nucleus; cytoplasm.
UCUCAGCCCCUCUCACCUGUCCUCAGGUGUCCAGAUCCUGUGCAUCUGACCCUCAGAAGCCCCUGUCAAGUCCUGCCCGCAGCGUCCACUCCACUGAAGACACAGGGAGCGGGGCCAUGUGUCCCCCAGUCCGCAUGCGCCACGGGGCGAAGGGCCUGUCCUGCCUGUAUGCCGCCUGGCUGUACCAGCUUGUCCACGGAGACCAGAUGCAGAUCUGCUUUGCUUGCUUCAAGGCUGCCUUCCUGGUCGUUAAAAACAUGUUGGAGAUGGGAGACUGGGAAAUGUGGAGUCCCGAGUCCUCCGAAUUUUCCGAGACAGAGUCUGAGGAAGACACGGGGUCAGAGCAAGACGAAUGGCUGGAGUUCAGCUGGGGAGAGGGCCAAGGGCAGCCUCCUGAGGAUGACUCUGAGCAGGGAGUUCCUGAGGCCCAGGCCCCAGCACCUGUAGGGGCAGUGAUGGUGGGACUGGGACCCCAGUCUAUGCCCACUGAGCUGGAGCCUCAGGAAGCAAUUCCCCUGGACCUGGGCCCUGAGCAUGCUGAGUGGACCCAGACCCUUCCCUGGAGAUUCGAUGGCCUUUCUCCCUGCUCACACUGGCUCAUCCCACCUCUCUCCUGGGGCGAUAUUUUCAGUUUGAGCCCGUCUCCAGGGCAACCUGUAUUGCUGGAGCUGAGCCCCACCUGGCCCAUGGACCCUGUGGAGGCGGAGGCCUGGCUGGUAGAACUGAAGUUCGUUUUCUUGUUGGGUAGCUUCAGUACCACCUUCUACUUGCUGUCGAUGACUCCCUGCUGGGCAGUGAGGAUCCCCGUCCAGCGCUGGCAGGUGUUGCUGCACUCUGGUGAGGCGAGGUUGGCCAGGCUGCAAAAUGCCCCUCAGCAGGAGGACGUGCAGCGCUGGAAGCUGAGCAUCCUGGAGCCCUCAGAGCUGGGGAUAGAGAUGGUGCCUGCAGACUGCAGCCUGCGGAAGGGAGGCUUCACCCUGCACUCUUACUUGCCCUGGCAGAAUGGCACUCCAGAGGCCUGGAGCUGGGAGCCGAGAGAGCGACUGCAUGUCACAGAAGUCGUGCCUCUGAGUGAACUGCCCCUCUUCCAUCCCUCUUCCCCAGAGCCCCACAACUGAAGGACUGAGGCAGCCAGCACCAUCCUUGCUGUCCCAGGGCCCCAGGGACGGAA